GAGGCCAAUCAAUUAUGGAAAAUAAUCAAGAUUGAGAAGCAAUGGUCUAGAAACAUCAUCAACAACAAAAACUUACCCCCUCUCCAUAACUUGCAACCAUGCAUCAUCAUCAACAAAACAACUGCGCUCUUUCUUUCUCUCGGCGCCCCAUCUCUCGACUUCAUUUUGUGGUAAUCCCAUCGGUGUCACGGACGGGGGAUGGAUCAACCGAUCCCAAACCCGACGCCCUCCUCCACCGUGACCGAAUCCUGCGUCUCCUCCCACACUCAGUCGUCGUCGUCGGCGGCCUCUUUCUAUCUCCUCGAGAUUAGUCUGAUAUCUGCUCAGGACCUGGCUCCAAUUUCUAAAUCAAUGCAGACAUACGCAAUGGCAUGGAUAAACCCCAACAAGAAGCACACCACCCGAACCGACCAACAGGGCAACAAGAACCCCAUGUGGAACGACAAGUUCGUCUUCCGUCUCACCAACGAGCUGCUCCACUCCGAAACCGCCACCGUGACCGUCGAAAUCUACACGGUCUCCUGGUUCCGGGACGUCCUGGUGGGUAUGGUACGCGUGCUCAUCAGCGAUCUCAUCACGCCAUUGAUCCGAACCCUGCAAACCAACACUAAGAACACGCGGUUUGUCGCCCUCCAGGUGCGUCGCCCGUCAGGCACCCCCCAGGGGAUACUCAACAUGGGGAUCUCGCUCCUGGACAGCACGAUGAGAAGCAUGCCGCUGAAGAACUACGCGGCCAGGAAGCAUGCCAAGAACAAUGUCCAGGAUUCAGAUGAGAAGAACACAAACCCUGAUGAUGAUACCCUCCAGAAAGACGAGCAACUGUCAGAUGAGAAAAGGGAACUGAACGCGAAAAUCCAGCUCUGGCGAUCACUGAGCGCUGGCUCAGAGGUAAACGAGGACUUCCCUGUAAAAGCUGGAUCUAUAUACAAUGGCUCAAUGGUGAAUGGAUCAUUGUGCAAUGGCUCCAUCGAGUACGGCUCGGAAUUAUGCUCCGACAUCGGGCCGUCAGCUUCCAUCGUGGCGGCGGAGGUGGCCAAGAAACUUCAGCCGCCCCCGGAUCUGACUUACCCGGCAGCUUCAAACCCGAAAGAAGCUAAAUUACAGGGUGAUCAUCAGGAAACAGGCAGCUCAAUCCUGGAGGAGCUGACAAUUGAAGAAGCGAAAGCUAAAGGGUACAGAGUUGCCAGCAAAGAGAGAUCUCGACGAGACCGUGACGGCAACGAAUCAGAGAUGUCCAUCGUCACUAGUGGCCGUUCCAGGAGGAAUCCGGCUGACGCGGGCCUGUUUUCUUGUUUCGGAAACGCUUACGGGAUUGAGUUUACAAUAGUUUGCGGGGCGAGCAAGAACGCGAACAGUAACAAAAGCAGUAGCAACAAAAGGAAGAAGCCGCCUAGUAAGGCCAAUUCAGCUUAAACAUUAAGCCCGAAUUUGCAGCUUUCCUGAUGGUGUUUUGGCUGCCGGCCCAUUUUCUUGUUUGGAUAACCAGAAAAAACUUGUUGUAAAGGAUUGAUUCAAAUGGUUAGCGGGAUGUUCAGCCUUCGCCUCUCUAAAAGUC
Sesamum indicum (sesame) is the source of this 1555-nucleotide messenger RNA. RefSeq lists its product as uncharacterized. The record is from RefSeq and is a predicted model, not a curated record. Lineage: Eukaryota; Viridiplantae; Streptophyta; Magnoliopsida; Lamiales; Pedaliaceae. Gene Ontology annotation, biological process: defense response.